Molecule: messenger RNA, 824 nt
Organism: Camelina sativa (false flax)
Lineage: Eukaryota; Viridiplantae; Streptophyta; Magnoliopsida; Brassicales; Brassicaceae
Product: early nodulin-like protein 12
Cellular component (GO): plasma membrane
Molecular function (GO): electron transfer activity
Source: RefSeq, a predicted model, not a curated record
UAUUGAAAACAAUAUACAAACGAGUGACACAAACUCAAACCAAACAAAAGAAUUUGUAGCAAGAAAAAGAAAAGAAAAAAAAGCAAACCAAAUGGGGAUCAUUGUUCCAAUUCUCACCCUUGUUUUCCUCUUGUUUGCUAAAGUGAGCCAUGGUGCCUCCACCCCUAGGGUGAUUCUGGUCGGCGGAUCUGUGGGAGCUUGGAAGGUCCCUGAUUCUCCCAACAACACUCUCAAUCACUGGGCCGAGAACACCCGUUUCAAAGUCGGCGACUUCCUUGUGUGGAAGUACGACAUGAAAGUAGAUUCAGUACUAGAAGUGACAAAAGAAGAUUACGAUAGCUGUAACACAGCAAAGCCCUUGAAGCAAUACAAGGAUGGACACACUGAGGUUCAUCUUGACAAAUCUGGCCCUUACUUCUUCAUUAGUGGUGCUCCUGGAAACUGCGCUAAAGGUGAAAAGAUUACUCUUGUUGUUUUGUCUGAACGACCAUCCGGUGAUGGCAGUGUCGCUCCUAAGGCUUCUCCUGUUAGCCCUACAGCUCCGGCUCCAGCUCCCCAUAACGCUGCUGGUGGAAUGAAGGUUGCAAGCGGUUGGUUCUUGACCACAGUUGUGAUUGGUUUGGCUAUGGCUUAAUUAGAAAAGUCAAUCGAGAGAUUGUAGUUUUUUUUUACUAAGUUCAAUCUUUUAGCUAAAUUUAGUUUUUGUUUUUCCAGAUUGUUGAAGUUUCUUUUGUUCCUUUAGUUUUCAUCAUCAUAAGAUAUCUAUCUUUCUGUUUUAUGUUAAGUGUUUGGGAUAUUUUCACUCUCAAAGCUUUUAAUUUAUA